AUGGACGAGUGCUACACGAGCCCCGAGCGCAAGCGGCCGCGGCUCCACCGCAGCCCUACCACCGCCGACGACCGUGACUGUACGGUCAUGGCGUCGUCGGCGCCCGAGGAGGCCGAGUCCCCAUGCUUCUUUGGCGACGACGUCGAUGCCAUCUUCUCGCUGCCCCCGCACAUGACGACCGGCGGUCGACCACGGAGCCUCUUUGCCAGCACUGCAAGCGAGGCCGACGACGCAACGCAGCUUGCGCCGAUUGGUGCAAUCGUCGCAGCACCUAGCAGCCAAGGCCACGACAGCUACGAUCGUUCUCUGCCCUUGUCCGACGACACCUUGGAAGGACUCAUGCUUGCGCAAGCGUCGGAAGACGCGUACUCUGGCGGCAACCCGAUCGUGUUGUCGCCCGCGUCACAGAUGUGCGUAUUGUCACACAUCGGCGCACUCGCCGCCCGGCCACCGACGCCACCACCACAGGUUGCAGUUGAGGUGCUUCCGCCUCGACGAUCAACCCAAGGGUACGGCAAGAAGAUCCUGGCGGCGGCCGUCGAGUGGGACAAUUGCAGCGAAGAUGCGUUUCUCGAAGAAGCCAGCGACCGCGACGACUGGGCUCUCGACGACCUCUCGGACAGCGAUUUCGAAUAA
This is a messenger RNA of Saprolegnia parasitica CBS 223.65, 636 nucleotides long. RefSeq lists its product as hypothetical. The record is from RefSeq and is a predicted model, not a curated record. The transcript has 2 exons. Lineage: Eukaryota; Oomycota; Saprolegniomycetes; Saprolegniales; Saprolegniaceae. The coding region runs from base 1 to 636 and encodes 211 amino acids.